Molecule: messenger RNA, 1509 nt
Organism: Diaporthe citri
Lineage: Eukaryota; Fungi; Ascomycota; Sordariomycetes; Diaporthales; Diaporthaceae
Exons: 5
Coding region: 1-1509 (502 amino acids)
Molecular function (GO): iron ion binding; heme binding; oxidoreductase activity, acting on paired donors, with incorporation or reduction of molecular oxygen
Source: RefSeq, a predicted model, not a curated record
AUGCUGAACAUCACUCAAUUUCACCUAGACCAGUCUCACACAAUUGCGGCUGCGCUUGGCGCUCUGUUCCUCGCAUUGAUUCUGUCAACCCUGACCACUUGGAGACGCCUCCGUCAUAUUCCUGGACCGACCCUAUCCUGGCUCGGAUCCUCAUGGCUCAUCAGGAAUGCCGUGACCGGCGCGACUUCACCAAACAGCGCAGAUCUGGCCCGCUAUGGCUCUCUUGUUCGUAUGGGGCCCAAUGCAGUCGCUACCGACGACCCUGAGGUAGUACGGCGAAUAUCGCGCAGUCCAUAUAGGAGGGAUGCUUGGUACACUGGCUUCCGAAUGGACAACGGCAAGGACAAUAUCUUCACGACCUUGGAUCCUACCUUGCAUGACAGGAUAAAAGCAAAAACUGCGUACGCUAUGGCUGGCAAAGACGGCGUCGAUUUGGACUCGGCCAUCGAUGCUCAGGUUGGCCGGCUGUUGGGGACCAUCCGCGGCAAGCACCUCGCGACCAAGGAACAGCACCGGGUCAUGGAUCUCGCCCCGCUGGUAAGGUUUUACACGGCGGACGCUUUCACGUGCUUGCUGUUCGGCAAAGAGUUCGGCUUCAUGGAUGCGGAUGAUCUGUACGACGUGGCCAAGAUGAACGACCAGGUGAUGGCCUUGAUGUCUCUGCUGUGCGAUCUUCCGUUGCUGCGUGCUGUGAUACAAUCACGUUUUCUCUUGUUUCUCCAGCCCAGAUCUACAGACGAGAUCGGUGUUGGAAAAAUACAAGGUAUCACAAAACAACUUCUGGAAGAGCGUUUCCAGAAGGGCGAAGUUGACAAGCCGGACAUAUUGGGAUCUCUCAUGCGUAAUGGCCUCGACAUGGACGAGUGCUAUAGGCAGUGCCUCAUCUUCCUUUUCGCUGGUGGAGAUACCACCGCAUCUUCUUUGCGAGGAAUAUUGAUGUUUACCAUGGUGACACCGCGUGUAUAUCAGAGACUCAAGCAAACCAUCCAGCAGGCUGUGGCAAGCGGCGAUAUAUCGUCUCCAAUCACACUUGCCCAAGCGAAAAAAAUGCCUUACCUAACCGCCGUCAUAUAUGAAGGCAUUCGCCUGCGUCCAGCUGGCACCCUAGGGCACCCUAAAGUGGUGCCGCCCGAGGGCGAGACAAUUGAAGGUCUCUUCGUUCCCGGGAAGACUGCCGUGUACGUCAACUGGAUUGCGAUGCUCCUGAGAAAAGACAUAUUCGGGGACGACGCCGACAUGUUCCGUCCCGAGCGCUACCUCGAAUGCAGUGACAAGACGAAAGCCGAGCGGGAACGCACUGUUGAGAUGGCGUUCGGGGCUGGACGAUAUCAGUGCUCCGGUAAAAUCAUUGCGCUCGCAGAGAUUUACAAGGUGGUUUUCGAGUUAUUCCGUCACUUCGACUUCCAGAUAGUUAAUCCUAACAAGCUGUGGGAGGAGCAGUCGUGGGCGAAUUGGACGCACCACGAGAUGAUGGUAAAGAUUACUGAAGACAGUCAUGUGCAAACCUGA